Molecule: messenger RNA, 297 nt
Organism: Soboliphyme baturini
Lineage: Eukaryota; Metazoa; Nematoda; Enoplea; Dioctophymatida; Soboliphymatidae
Source: the annotation of a GenBank genome assembly
AUGAAUCGUCCGAGAACGCCUUACCGCACGCCGGGUAGAGCAAAAGAAAAGGGUAACAUGGAGCCAGUCGAGGUUUAUUGCCGUCUCAGACCGGUGGAGGACAUCAACGCAGAGAUCUGUGCUGAGGCAGUCGAUGAACGGACGUUACAGGUGUUUUCGCCUACAGGUAGUAGCAGCGGUGGAGAUGGUCUCGUUAUCAAAGGGGAAUGGAUUAUACGCUGUCUCUCAAAAGCUGCUACUAUUAUUCUAAACAUGUUUGGCAGUAUUCCGUUGAUAAGCCUAAAGUGCGAUUUUUAA